UGGAUGCAAAGAUAUGAUAAGAUUUACAAUAAAUGCACUCUCACCCAAAGAAACUAUCCAUUCAGUCGACAACAUGGGAUUUAAAAGUUUGAUCGUUGUGUCUGCACUUUUGGUUGCCGUUUUUGGCAAAUCCAUCGAAACACCAAAAGUCAAAAGUGACGUACAUAACAUUGACUUAUGUACAGGAAACGCAAAUAAACUGGUAUACCAAACUCAAGUGAUCGAUGAAGGUAAACUUUUCCAAACACUUUCUGAAGUUAGAAAAUAUCCAUCGGAAGGAGUUAUAAAUAAUGCUAAGAUUACUUGUAUUUAUGUUGACGACUUGAUUGGAAACGGUGAGGGUGGUUAUCCCACAAUCACAGAUGGUGGCAUUGGAGCCACCCAUGUGACUAUCAAAAUGGUAUCACAAUGGUCGAAGGGAAUGGCGUUCAUUAUUUCAAUAUACACUGAAUAAAAUUGUUUUUCAUAUUAAUAUAAUUUUAAAAUAUGUUUUAAUUAAUAAAUUGGAACAAUAAAAAUUAAA
Aethina tumida (small hive beetle) is the source of this 523-nucleotide messenger RNA. Its product is annotated as probable salivary secreted peptide. Lineage: Eukaryota; Metazoa; Arthropoda; Insecta; Coleoptera; Nitidulidae. The coding region runs from base 14 to 454 and encodes 146 amino acids. The record is from RefSeq and is a predicted model, not a curated record. The transcript is spliced from 3 exons.